This is a messenger RNA of Perkinsus marinus ATCC 50983, 412 nucleotides long. RefSeq lists its product as hypothetical. The transcript is spliced from 4 exons. Lineage: Eukaryota; Perkinsozoa; Perkinsida; Perkinsidae. Gene Ontology annotation, molecular function: serine-type carboxypeptidase activity. The annotation marks the transcript as partial. The record is from RefSeq and is a predicted model, not a curated record. Gene Ontology annotation, biological process: proteolysis.
GUACUUCUUUUGGUUUUUCGAAUCGAGGAAUAGUCCAGCAACUGAUCCGAUCUUCCUAUGGGUUCACGGUGGCCCAGGCGGGAGCGCAACUGUUUCAGCGGUCGAAUACAAUGGUCCUUGCAUGGUAAACAAAGAAGGAACUUCGACAUCCAUCAACCCGGCCAAUGGCAUCUGGUUGGAUCAACCCACUGGGGUGGGUUACAGUAAAGGAGGGCCACCUGAGACAGCCAUAGGAGAGAUUGUGGAGAACAUAUACAGAUUCGUGGAGGAGUUUUUCAGUCGAUUCCCCAAGUACAGAGGCCCUUUCUAUCUGAGUGGGAUCUCAUUUGCGGGCAUUCUGCUCCCACAGAUCGCACAUGCUUUGAAACAAGGUAGCGAGCCCCUGAUAAACCUCAAGGGCAUCAUUUUCUAG